Kockovaella imperatae is the source of this 1665-nucleotide messenger RNA. Its product is annotated as origin recognition complex subunit 5 C-terminus-domain-containing protein. The coding region runs from base 89 to 1591 and encodes 500 amino acids. Gene Ontology annotation, biological process: DNA replication; DNA replication initiation. Gene Ontology annotation, molecular function: DNA replication origin binding. The transcript is spliced from 4 exons. Lineage: Eukaryota; Fungi; Basidiomycota; Tremellomycetes; Tremellales; Cuniculitremaceae. The record is from RefSeq and is a predicted model, not a curated record. Gene Ontology annotation, cellular component: nuclear origin of replication recognition complex; nucleus.
GUGUCCGAAAAGUCAAAGCCGGGCAGCUCACGUUGUACAUUUUGACCUUUGACCUGUUCGUACUGACUGGGCAGUGACGGUAGAUGGCAUGAUGACCGAGGAGCUCCGGACUCUUCUUUCUCAUCCUCACGCCCCGCCUUUUGUCUUUCUGCACCACCCGCAUCACCCCGUCACCUCGCUUAGACCAGAUCUACCGGCCAGGUGCACAAUAUUGCAUCUAGACCUGGUUGAGCAUUUCAACGCGCGUAUCUUCUAUUCUUCAGCGGUCAGGCAGCUGGACCCAGGACAAACCGGAGACAUCAGUAGCUGGGACGGGUUUGUGCAGGAGCUUUCAGGCGCAUGGCACCGGCGCCAAGGCUCCCGCACCCUCACAAAUGGCACCUCGAAAACUGUUGACAGGAAAGGCAAAAGCAAGGCCGAACAGCCCAGUGGAGAGCUGGUGAAUGGACACGCGGAGGAGGAAGACGGCCAGAUAGUCCUAAUCAUUUGCCAUGCGGAAAAGCUUCGCUCAGUCCUUGGCUCUCAUUGGCCGGUCGUUACUCGACUCCCCGAGCUCGUUAGCAUUCCAGUCACAGUAGUUCUCCUGUCAGCUAUUCCAUGGGAUGAGCUUCGUUCACCCAAGGGGGAUACGCCAGAGCCCUUGCAUCUGUACCUGCCAGGUAGCAGUCGUGAAGAUCUGAUCCGCUCAUUGACAUCGAGGUCGAAACAUCCCCUCUUUCCUCGCUUUCUGGACCUGUUAAUGGCUACGCUUCUUCCUAUGCUCUCUUCUCCGAUGCAAGACCUGGGAUAUCUGGCUGAGCCUCUAUGGAAGAUAUACACCUCUUCGCUUCCACCACACGCGGAACAAUUGAUGUUGGACAUACCGUACGACGAUCCCAAUAAUCCACCUCCACCUCUUCAGGUCACAGUCCGACUACUGACGGAUCUCAAGCAUCAGAUGACAAUUCCCAUAGCGGCAGCCUGCGAAGAUCUAUUGACUGGUCAACUAGGACGUGACGACUUCGUGCAGAGCAUGCUGGCUCGGAAUCAACAGAUCAGAUCUCCAAGCGGUCGGCAAGUGGUCAAUUCCAGCGAUUCACAAGAAUUGUCUGUCGCUGCUAAAUUUGUUCUUGUGGCCGCUUAUUGCGCAAGUUACAACCCAAGCAAGAGUGAUGUCCGUCUCUUCGGGAGAGGAACCGGUCCGGAUGGGAAACGGCGGCGAGGUGGAGGAACUAGGCGCGCAGGAUAUGGCAGAACACGUGUUGGCAAGAUACCACAGCGUCUUUUGGGCCCAAAGCCGUUCCCACUGGAUCGCAUGCUUGCAAUGUUCGCGUCUUUGUAUGCUGAGCAUGCGACUCGACCACCGGAUCUAGAACCUGCAUUUGGAGAUUGGGACACAGAAGACUUGGACGCAGAGAUGGACUGGCUGCCAUCUGUCGAUAGAUCACGCAAUCGUGAACAAGCUCGAAGACGGCGAGAACAAGAACGAGAAGAGCUUUGGGAGGACGAAGUGGAUCAUUUGACAAUGUCCGUCAAGAUGUGGUCGAUGAGUCGUUCUGCAGAUCGCUCAGCUCGAAACACAAGGCGUCUUGCGCCGCAUAUCACCUGUUGAUAGGCUGGACAAUAUCAUGCUUCGCUGCGAAAUGGACUACGAGACCACGAAGUCUCUAGCUAAGGAUCUCAAAA